GGUGAGGGUCCGCCCAUCCCUGCAGGAGGGAGGCCUAGAGGGACCCCUCCAAAUUAUCAACGGUACCUGCAACUUGUAUCGGCUCUCGAGAACGACAACGACAAAAAAGGCACGGUUUACUUUCUACACAUAUACAAUGGCCGCUACUCUUGCUGUUUACCCUCCGCUCGACCAGCGCCCGGUCAAGAACACCGUCAUCCUCUUCGAUGUCGACGAUACGCUCACAAAGCCCCGCCAGCUUGUUAAGCCCGAGAUGUUGCAACUGCUAUCGGAGCUCCGUCACAAAUGUGCCAUUGGCUUCGUGGGCGGGUCCAACCUCGCAAAGCAGCAGGAGCAGCUCGGUGGACCCGUUGACGUUACCUCGUUGUUUGACUUUUGCUUUGCCGAGAAUGGCCUCACUGCAGUCCGCAUGGGCGAGGUACUUGCCAGCCAGAGCUUCAUCGCCUGGAUUGGUGAAGAAAAGUACAAGUCGCUUACUAAGUGGAUCCUUCACUACAUCGCCGACCUCGACAUACCCAUCAAGCGCGGUACCUUUAUCGAAUUCCGUAAUGGCAUGAUCAACGUCUCCCCUAUCGGCCGUAACGCGUCCACAGAAGAGCGAAACGAAUACCAAAAGUACGAUCUUGAGCACAAGGUCAGGGAAACCAUGGUCGCAAAGCUCAAGGAGGCUUUCCCCGACUAUGGCCUCACCUACUCGAUUGGCGGCCAAAUAUCCUUCGACGUCUUCCCCAUUGGCUGGGACAAGACCUACUGCUUGCGACACCUUGAGGCGGAGAGCAAGAACGGGCUAGUCUACGACAAGAUUCACUUCUUCGGCGACAAGGCUUAUGAGGGUGGCAACGACUGGGAGAUCUACAGCGAUAAGCGGACUAUCGGACACAAGGUCAAGAACCCGGAGGAUACCUAUGCACAGCUCCAGGAAUUGAUGAAGACCUUGUAGUGGGAAAAUACUCACGGCAAUAAAAAGCAAGAUGAAUUACGAAUACCAAUGGGCAGUAUGACUUUCCUUGA
Molecule: messenger RNA, 1011 nt
Organism: Pyrenophora tritici-repentis Pt-1C-BFP
Lineage: Eukaryota; Fungi; Ascomycota; Dothideomycetes; Pleosporales; Pleosporaceae
Product: phosphomannomutase 2
Biological process (GO): GDP-mannose biosynthetic process; protein N-linked glycosylation; mannose metabolic process
Cellular component (GO): cytosol
Molecular function (GO): phosphomannomutase activity
Source: RefSeq, a predicted model, not a curated record